AUGGACGCUGCCGCCACGAAGCUGCAGUGCAUGUACCGGGCGCGCCUUGCGCGUCGGGCGGCCUGUGCCAAGCUGCAGACGGUCGUCCAGCGCUACUACGACGCCGACUCGGGCAUGUAUUACUACUACAACGCGAGCACGCAAGCGAGCACGUGGGUCAAGCCCAAGCUGCUUGGCAGCGACGACGCACCGCUCGGCGCAGUUAGCCAAGACCUCGCGACAACUAUCGACGAGCCCACUGCGCACGUCGGUGACGCAAUUGACGCUGCGCCAACGGAAAACAACCGCGCCGAGGAUGGACCACCGCCUGGACAUGAGCUCGUUGCGGAUCGACCGCCGACCGAGAGCGAGACACACGGCGACGCGUCCGAGGUCGUGCGUACGACAGAGAAGGCCGCGACGUCAACCGACGACGAGCGCCGCAAGUCGCAGCACCUGAACGCCAGCGCUGCCAACCCGUACUCGGCGGACGAGUUGCGCAUGAUUGAAGAGCAGUUCCGCAAGUUUGAUACGGACGGCAGCGGCGAAAUCAGUCUCGACGAGCUCCAAGCCAUGCUGCAUUCGUUUGGCGACAUGGUCACCAAGGACGACAUCCAGACGCUUGUGGACACGGUGGGCAUUGCCAGUACCCACAUCAACUUGUCGCAGUUCAUGGCCAUUUUGCAUCACCAGCGCGAGCACGACGCGUACUGUCCGUCGAUCGAGCUUGCGCUCAUGUUUGGGCCCGACGAGAUCGCCAACCUUCGCGCGCAAUUCCAAGCCAUUGACGCGGAUGCCAGCGGCGAGAUUGACGAGAGCGAACUCGCAACGCUCAUGAAGAACCUCGGGCAAAAUCCACGCGCGAUGGACCUCAAGGCCAUCAUCCACGAAGUGGAUCGGGACGGCAACGGCACCAUCAACUUCAACGAGUGCGUAGAAUUCGCCGCGCUUCUGGCCCUCGGCGUGGCCAAGGGCCUUCUCACCGACCUUGGCGACGUGCUCGCCGCCACGAAGAACAAGGUGUCCAUGUGGAACGCCAAUCGGCUGGCCGAAGAGAGGCGGCUGCGGGCCAGACGCGAGCGCGAGCUCGAACUCGAACGUCAACGCCGCGAAGCCGAAGCGCGCGAGCAGCAGAUGUAUCAAGACGAACUCGACCGUCUCGACGCGCUUGCGCGAGAGCGUCUCACCAUGGUGCCUGGUCUGCGCCACGAAGUGCUUCUCGAAGGGCACGCCUUCCUGCACGACAAGGAAAACUACCCGAACCGCGGCCAGUACGCUCGUGUGCACUACGUUGGCGCGUUUGAGAACGGCAAAGUCUUCGAGUCGUCGCGGACGCGGGGCGGGGCGCUCGAGUUCAAAGUGGGCUGUGGCCACGUCAUUGAAGGGUGGGAUGUGGCGCUGCUCCGCAUGAGCGUCGGGGAGACUGCUCGCAUCACGUGCGCGCCCAAGCUCGCGUACGGGGUCAAAGGGCGGCCGCCCAAGAUUCCGGGCAACGCCACGCUCGUCUUCACCAUCGAACUCAUCGCGAUCAAGGAGAAGGUCGUUCGCAGCGGGGAUGACGACGGCAGCGACGACGACAGUUGAUGCUCUACGAUGCAAACAACGACGACUGUUGCUGCUGCUGUUGUUGUUGUUGUUGCUGCUGCUGGCUCCAGUAGUACAUGAGCGCUUGUUCUUGG
Messenger RNA from Saprolegnia parasitica CBS 223.65, 1658 nucleotides. RefSeq lists its product as hypothetical. The record is from RefSeq and is a predicted model, not a curated record. The transcript has 15 exons. NCBI's taxonomy places the organism in Eukaryota, Oomycota, Saprolegniomycetes, Saprolegniales, Saprolegniaceae. Bases 1 to 1563 code for a protein of 520 amino acids. Gene Ontology annotation, molecular function: protein binding; peptidyl-prolyl cis-trans isomerase activity; calcium ion binding.